Molecule: messenger RNA, 4033 nt
Organism: Etheostoma spectabile (orangethroat darter)
Lineage: Eukaryota; Metazoa; Chordata; Actinopteri; Perciformes; Percidae
Gene: mxd1
Product: MAX dimerization protein 1
Exons: 6
Biological process (GO): regulation of transcription by RNA polymerase II
Molecular function (GO): DNA-binding transcription factor activity, RNA polymerase II-specific; protein dimerization activity; RNA polymerase II cis-regulatory region sequence-specific DNA binding
Source: RefSeq, a predicted model, not a curated record
GUGAAGUACAGUAGUAAGCUGUCGUUCAGAUCAACAAGCCACUAUCUUGGAAGCAGUUUGAUAAACACUCACUGUUCCUCAGUUGAUGUCAGUCGUGUCCAGCGAGUAACCGACACUAGCUAAACUAGCCAGCCACAUAACGUUAGAGGUUGGAUGACAUCGUCGGUUGAACUUUAAAAGACAAUUGGCUCGUUUUUCUAUCCAUUUCACAUCAGGCAAGUCCGUGACAACUGAACAGCCAACGAUCUUGUUUUUUCAUAGGCUUAAUAUUUUCAAUACACAACCGAGCUAGCUAGCGACAACUUUUUUUAAAUCGUUUAUUUGGCAACUUCUCACUUGUGCUAACGUUAGCAAACACUUUUUUUUGCCAUUCAGAUCGACUUAUUUUUCUCGCCAAGCAGCUUUUCGUUUUGUCAACAAGCCGCUAUUUCUCUCUCUCUUUCUCGAAGAACUGACGUUGAUUUACUUUUCAAACCGACGAUAUUUAGCAUUUAACAGUAGGUUAAUAAAGAGGGCAGAGCAACCAUAGCAGUCGAAGAAGUGUUAGCGUCAGCUUUUACCAGCCAGCCAACCAAACCCUAGCCAGCUAACGUUACUUGAACCAUUUUACCAGUCAUUUAGAGACGUCUUGAACUGGUUGGUGCUGUAUUCAGGACAUUUAACUUUUAAAUUGCCCGGUUGAUACACUGUAGAGUAACUAUCUAACGUUAGCCAGCUCUCGCUUUUAAAAACAACAACAACCAACAACUGACAGAACGGCGAGCCACCUGAGUGUUAGAAGUAGACCCGUGGUUGGACCUAAGGCAAGUUGUGAAUCCCUCAUCGGCUUCUUAUAUUAAUAUCAGUGUUAUUGUUGAAAAUGGCGGCGGUCGGAAUGGUGCAGAUGUUGAUCGAAGCAGCCGAGUACCUUGAGCGCAGGGAACGAGAAGCUGAACAUGGCUAUGCCUCCAUGCCACCCUUCAUCAGCAGCCAAGAGAGGGAAAGCUUAAAGAGGAAAAGCAAAAGCAAGAAAAACACAAGUAGCAGGUCUACGCACAAUGAAUGGAAAAGAACAGGUAUGUAAAAACGGGCACAUCUACGGCUCUGUUUAGAGCGCUUAAAGUCUCUCGUUCCCCUAGGACCAGAUGCUAACAGACACACCACUCUAAGCCUGCUGAUGAAAGCCAAAGAUCAUAUCAAGAGGUUGGAGGAGAGCGAUAGGAGAGCUCAGCACACCGUGGAGCAGCUACAGCGGGAGCGGAGACAUCUGAGGCGGCGUCUGGAGCAGCUAGGGGUGGAGAGGACCCGCAUGGACAGUACCGGCUCCACUGUGUCUUUGGACAAGUCUGACUCUGACCAAGAGGACCUGGAUGUGGACGUGGAGGGGACGGACUACCUGCUGGGUGACCUGGAGUGGAGCACCAGCAGUGUCAGCGACUCGGGCGACGAGCGGGGCAGCCUGCGCAGCAGCUGCAGCGACGAGGGCUACUCCAGCGCCAGCCUGCUGCUGCUGCAGGACACUCAGGAGAGGGCCAAGCAGCUGGGCUGCAGCCUAUAGACAGCACUGGGCAGCACAACUCCCCCCACCCUCAGCCACUCUCGUCCCAAUAUUGCCUCCCCACUCCAUAAGCCCACUCUGACCUCCCCCUCCCACCUCCGUCCCUCCAUGCUGUGACUGACCAAGUCUGAGGCCUCUCUUCCAGCCAGGCCUCUGCAGACGUCCCGUUCCCACCAGACUGCAACACCUGCGAGACACCUGCCCGCAUCCAGCCCAUCAGCAGCGGUCAGUCUUUUAGGGUGUCGCCCGCUCCGCACCAGUUAAAGACACUCCACCCAUCUCUCCGUCCAUCCAUCACAAACACAACUUUCAGCCAGAGAAUGUUACCACACAAUGUCCCACUGCCUCUUUUCUAUGCCUCAAGAGUCAUGGAAUCACUUGAGAUAUCACCCUUACUUACACACACACACACACACACACAACACACACACACACACCACACACACACACACACACACACACACACACACCACACACACACACACACACACACACCUACCUCAUUGCUCUUAGUUGUCCAGUGAGACCGAGUCCUUCCAAAGGUGUGGCACUGACAUGAUCACCAACCAGGUAACCCAUCUGUGCAUGGUAUUUAGCACUUACAAUAGCAUUUUUUUGUUUAAAUCUUUUUUUUUUUUUUUAAACAAAACUGUUUCAUCUUUUUUCAAAUGCUGACUCUUAGAAACUUAAAGGGCACCCACUACAGCAGUAAUGUUACAAGAUGAAGUGAGCGUUUGAAACGCAUGCCACGUGUCUGCCUGUGCCGGGGGGUGCAGCAGAGUUUUAGGGGACACUGAAAGUAAAACUGUGUGUGGUGUUAAACUGUUGGGGGCCGACCACAAUGCGUCCCUACGCACCCAGGCAGUGGCAGGCUACUAACCAACCUGUCCACAACUGCUAUUCAGAGGGAAAAGUAACAAAAAAACAUCGCACACACAAAAUAGUGCAGCAUGAGACUGUGAAGGGGCCCAGGGAAAUGGGAGUUUUUUUUUCUUUUUUGGGGGGGGGGGGGGGGGGGGGGUCUGCCUCUCUCUGAUGACUGUGGCGUUUUUCUUAAACAGCAUCCUUUUUAUCCUAAUGUGUGUGUGGUGUGGUGUGUGUGUGGUGUGGUGUGUGGGGUCACGUCUGAGCCUGGCGACGACAGGGUCACUAACAGGUUUGGGAAGCUGUAACAGCGGCCCCCAGGCCCAGGGCUGCCCCCCCGCCCCGGUCACCAGGUACUAACAGGAAGGGAAGAGCCGCGGAGCAGUCGGGGGACUGGAGCACAUUCCAUAACGUAGGGAGGACAGGAAGGUUUUUUCACGAGUGGACGGUCCUGCCAAUCAUUUCUGAAGGGAGAGUUGAGAUUGAGACGAGCCGAGUCGCCCUGAAACUAAAACGACUGGCGCGGACUUCUCAGUAGGAACACCCGGAGAAAUGGUCUCCUCUGUGUUCACAUGGAAAGCUCGAAAAUGUUUAAAAAAAAUAAUAGUAACAUAUUUUCUCUCCUUUGCCUUGCCUUUAUAGCUAUUUAUUGUUUCUGCAAAGUGUUAAUGUAAAUAGUUCACAGAAAGAUGUUAUGUCUAACAACAAAUGUAUUUAUUAGAUAUGCUGAAUAUAUAGAAGAAAAUAUAGAACUAUAUUUAAUUAGUCAUAGCUUCUGUUCUUCUUGUGGUUGCGGUUUAUUGAGCGUAUUUAGAAACGUCUCCGGUGUGUCUGUUCAGAUUUGGGCAGAGGGCUCCUGAAAACCUUUCUUUGUGGUUGAUCCUACUUUUUAGCUUUCAAAGCCAUCUUGCACUAUAAUGCAGGAAUAAAAGGAAAAAAAGAAAAAAAUCUGAAUAAUAUAUGGGGAAAAAAAAAUAGAAUUAAAAAUAUAUAUAUAUAAAACUGAGAGGCGUUAGUGGUCAGGUUGAAGGUGGGGAUGAUUGCUAUGGCAACGCUGGGUUGCCUGGUGGCCCAUCUCGGGUCCUACUGGCUGCUCUAGGUUCAGAAAUCAUCCCAGGCAUCCCUGCAGCUUCUUAUGAAUGUAGACGGCAUCCUAAACCCUGCAGUGUAGCAGCGCAGUGCCCAAGGAACGUCCCUGCUCCUGCAGCCACUAGUUGCAAAUCUCAGUUAAAGCAUGAAGGUGAAUCAGAAAAAAGCGUAGUGUGUGGAGUGCUGCUCUGUGUUCUUGUCAAACGGAAACUUGUUCCACUGGAGAGGAACUGUGUAGCCCCGGUAUUAGGGGGACUAAAGGGGAGUUGUAAUGAACUCUGUGUGUGUGUCUGUGUGUGUGUGUGUGUGUGUGUGUCGCGGUCUUCAGAGAGACAUUUUUGGGAUGGAAGAGGGCAGAAAUAGUCCACUUGACAAAGACUUCAUGUAUUAACCUAAGCAUUAAUGUCUGUCUAUGGGAGUCUCUGUUUCCUCCUUUUUACAAUCCAUGGCCGUGUGCGUGUGCGUGUGCGUGUGCGUGUGUGUGUGUGUGUGUGUGAGAGAGAUCACAUGCAACUAUUGCUCCUCACCUCACCACUUCCUCAU